This is a messenger RNA of Ceratotherium simum simum (southern white rhinoceros), 880 nucleotides long. It is a transcript of the gene C9H2orf80, whose product is annotated as chromosome 9 C2orf80 homolog. The record is from RefSeq and is a predicted model, not a curated record. NCBI's taxonomy places the organism in Eukaryota, Metazoa, Chordata, Mammalia, Perissodactyla, Rhinocerotidae.
AUGUCCCCGGUCUCUCGCGAGCCGGUGGAUCUCAACGUCAUCUGCGCCAGAGGUGUCCUCCAGGAGGGGUGUGGGGUGGAGGCAGCACGGCCCCAGCCUGAGGCCACCUCGUGCCUGGUGGUGGUCCUGGUGGUAGUCCUGGUGGUGGUCCUGGCACUGCUGUGUGCCGAGCACACUAGACUGGAGCUGGGAGGGCAGCACCGGAAUGGACGGUACUCGGCCACAGGACUGGACCAGCUGCAGCAGCCUCAGCUGAGGCGGGGGGGAGACUAUAUUGGCCUCAGACUUCGGGAAAAUGAAUUUGACCCAAGAGGAAGAAGGCAGCCCACCUUUCUUGAUGACAUGGCGCACUACGACCUGGCCGUCAGCGCUGCGUCUCAAUGGCUGAAUCACUCAGAAGACCUAGCUUGGCUGGAGUGGAAGGAAGGGAAAAUGCCAUUUCGUGGCAGACCCAUAUAUCCAAACCACAGAGAACGAGAAGCAAUGAUUUUAUCAUCUUACGCUGGACUCUUAAUGAACAGUAUCCCAAUUGAGGAAGUCUUUAAAAUUUAUGGGGCUGAUUCUUCUGCCAAUUCUGGUGCUACCAAGGCCCCGGGGGCUCCCUUCCGCCGCUCCCUGCACCCUUUCGCCGUGUUAACAGCGCCCAAGGCCGCGGAACACGCCCGCAGACAGAGUGUCAAGUUAAGAAGGGGAGCAAAGAGUCAAAACGCCUCCAGCAGCUCUGCAAGGGAAGCAAAUGCCACGGAUCGGAAAUCAUCAAAGAACUUAUCUUUGGACACACGGCCAAAGAACAAAGUCACUUAGAAACUUGGAGUUGCACCGUGGGAGUUCUUGACAAAGUCUCUGGGAGAGGAAGAGAAACAUCACCUUAAAGCUGCAA